Molecule: messenger RNA, 1212 nt
Organism: Darwinula stevensoni
Lineage: Eukaryota; Metazoa; Arthropoda; Ostracoda; Podocopida; Darwinulidae
Source: the annotation of a GenBank genome assembly
AUGAAAGAUGUCCGAAACUUUGCGAAUUCCCAACUGAGCUCCAACCCCUUCCAGUACGACACGUCCAUCCAAGGCCGAGCCAACGAGGAAGGCCGAGAUGUUGCCAAUUACAACAAUAACAACGGGAACAACCAGAACAGGGGCGUCUUCCCGCUGUAUUUGGAGAACCCAGAAAGGCCAUUUUAUUUGUCUCGGAGUCAGGGAGGGUCGAACACCGGGGAGAAUCAAGGGAGCCAGGGCAGUGGGAGACAACUCUCCUUCGGAUUUAACCCCUUUCAGAAUCCCCUUCAGAAUCCCCUUCAGAAUCCCCUUCAGAAUCCCCUUCAAAAUCCCCUCCAGAAUCCCCUUCAGAAUCCCCUUCAAACUUCCUUUUUCAGUCCCAGUCCCGGUCUUGGAUAUCCUUUGACAGGUCCAGAUAAUUCUGGCCUUUUUCGCACUAAUCUCGGGAAUCCUCGAAUUUCCCUCGGCUUCCUGGGCGGCAACGCAUUGCAACCGAACUUGUACACAAACCCAUACUCCCCGGUCAGUUCCUUCGGUUUAAAUAACAUAAAUCCGGGCCAAGCACCGAGUUCCGCCUACCCCAGCUUCAGCAACUACCCGUACGGGAUCAACCCUGGCUUCUAUGGGACUCCGUUCGGCGGCAUGAACCGAUUCAUUAAUCCUAAUCCCUUCGCUUUGUAUCCCAACCUGAAUUCUUACGCUUUUCCGGGGAUCGUCGGCGGUCUGGCUCAACAGCAACUCGGUUUGCCUGUUGCCGCUACAGCAUUGGCGCCUCCAUUCGCUGCAGUCAGGGUGACUGCGGCCAACAGCGGCUUCCGCGACGUCUGCGGGGUCCUCACGUUCCAACCGUCGGCGUUAGGCGAUAACGUCAUCGUCACCGGGAAUCUCUAUAACCUGCUACCGGGAAAAUCCCACGGCAUCACGGUGAGGAGGAACGACGACAAGAGCAACGCCUGCAUGAACGUGGGAAUCAUCUUCAACCGCAAAAACGUGAGCCAGGGCGGAUACGUCGGAGACGCGGCUGCGAACGCAGCCGGGGAGGCCCACUUCACUUAUACCGUCCCGAUAGAUCGAAUCCCUUUGAGCGGACAGGACACCAUCCUUGGGAAAUCCAUCAUGAUCAGCAAUAUGCCUGGAGAGAAGGGGAGUCCUAUGGCAUGCGGGGAAAUCACCAUCCUCCCUCUGGCAUCCUCAUUCACAUGCCCCGUCUAA